GCUUACUAGACUAGUAGGCGAUAAAGAGCCCAACUCGCGCGCGGACUGUUGUACAUCGCUGAAGAAGUAACGUCGACCUCGCAGACCGAUUUGCGGUAUAUAAUCUGCGUUCUUUGCAUUGCCGGUUGCAUUUAUUAGUGCGAUUUUAAGUAUUUUUAUUUAUUGUGGUUUUCUUAACAUUGUGAUUAUUAAGAACCUCAUUACCAAACGAAUGACGUUUUCAAGGCUCUAAAGACAACAUGAAACAGAGGAAUAGACAGUGCAAUAAAUAUGGGCUCUACUGAAAGCAUGACUAGCAUAAAUGGAGAAAACACAUUUCAUAAAAAGUAAUAAAAAUGCGAGGGCUGAUUGGGCGGUAUCUGCUAGCCGCCUAUAUCGCCAUGGUUAGCACAUACAAUACAACUAAUGAGCUGAUAAAAGAAGGUGAUUUAAGAAAACAACUUACUGAUGAGGAAUGGAGCAAGCUGAUUGGAGAUAAUGAUGAGAAUUUCACAAUAGCCUACGUGCCUCUGACGAUCUUGACUUCAAACUCAUCAAACCACAAAUUGCAAAUUGAAACGCCUAUAUUAGGUCGGACAUUUGAUUUGGACCUUGAGCCAUCUUCUAAAUUAAUAUCAACUGAUUUUGUGGUAUUAGAAACUUAUGCCAAUGGAUCUGUUCCUUAUCAGUUUAGAGAUGAGGAUACUCGAUGUUUUUUUAGAGGAACCAAUACUGCCCUUAGUUUGUGCCAAGGAGUGAAUGGUAUAUUACAAACAGACGAGGAUCACUACUACUUAAUACAUCCACUGCCGACGAGAUUUCACAAUACUGCCCACAUUCCGCAUCUAGUUAUAAAGAAACCCCACGACUUAUACAAAAAUAAAGACUAUUAUAAGCUAAAAGAAAAAUUAGACCAAUUAGAUAAUAUUAAGAGUAGUAUAAACAAAAAAUACAAUGAUUUUAAUAGAGAAAAUAAAUUUAGUAACAAGACUGCCGUCCAUAUGGCUGAUUUUAAAUUAAGCAAUAAAUUACUCAAACAAGCAAGCGAAAAUAAAGAAAAAUGGAGCAGUUUAUCUAAUAUCAAAGAACCGAAGUUUAUCCAAAAGAUAAUAAACAGAAAAUUGAAACGAGCCAAACGAGAAGUUUUUCCGGCGGGUGCGACUGUCUUCGUGGAAACGGCCGUGUUCGUCGACCGGGAUCUGUUCGAGCAUAUGAAAAGCAAUUUUCCUGUGGACACUGAGCGGGAAAUAAUUCGAUUUGUUUUGGCUAUGGUCAAUGCUGUCCAGCUGCUCUACCAUGAUCCAUCACUAGGACGUCCUGUCAAUUUUGUGUUAAAACGUUUAGAAAUAAUGAAAGAUGAAAUCACUGGCUUGAUAAGACCUCCGGAUAUUGACAGAUUCCUAUCGAACUUUUGUAACUGGCAAAGAACCAAGAAUCCGGCAGGCGAUAGAGAGCCGUUGCAUUGGGACCACGCAUUAAUAUUGACAGGAUUGGAUUUAUACGUCAGGGGUAAACACGGAAAGAUAUCCAAUCAAGUUGUGGGUUUGGCGCCAGUAGCUGGAAUGUGUACAGGUACAAGCAGUUGCACCGUCAAUGAAGGACGUCAUUUUGAAAGUGUGUAUGUUGUGGCACAUGAAAUUGGACACAACUUAGGAAUGAGACAUGAUGGACCACUAGCUGAUAAUGACUGUGAUCCAAGUAGCUACAUUAUGUCGCCAACUUUAGGUAGUGGAAAAAUUACCUGGUCGGCUUGUAGUAAGCGAUAUCUUCAGAAAUUCCUAGACACGCCUCAAUCAAGAUGCCUUUUAGAUCAUGGAAGUUCUGCUGGUCAGUUGGAUCAUGGAGCUGAAGGAGCCUUACCAGGCGAAAGAUUUAAUGCUGAUCAACAAUGUAUGCUAAAAUAUGGACGAGGAAGCAAGCAUUCUUCCCAGCAGCCUCUGGAUGACGUAUGUCGAGAUUUACAUUGCGAACGCGAAAGAUACACCUGGACAUCUCACCCUGCCUUGGAAGGCACACAUUGUGGAGGUGGCAUGUGGUGCCGUGGCGGUCGCUGUAUCCAAAAAGGCACCACCACGAAACAGGCUCAUAGCGGAGCAUUAAAACAAAGUCCAGAAAUAAAUCAAACAAAUGGCGGAUGGAGUGAUUGGCGAAAUGGUGAAUGCGCGUCAGGGUGCCUCUUUGGCGAAGAAGGGAGGCUUAGGAGUGGCAGCAGUGGGAUUAUGAUCUCCGAAAGGUUCUGCAAUAGCCCAAAACCCGGUGCUGGCGGAGCAAGUUGCGAGGGUCCAGAACGAAAAUACCAAACGUGCAAUGCUCAGCAAUGCCUGAACGUUCCUAGAUUGACUAUUAAAGAAUUUGCUGAGCAAAUAUGUACUAGGGCAAAGGAAGUGGACACGGAUUUGACAGGCUUGGGCAUGCAGAAAAUAAGUUCUGAUCCUGAAGAAGCAUGUGUGGUUUGGUGUCAAAAGCGUAAUGGAGGAACAAAAAGCAGAGGCUGGACCUUUCCGGAUGGGACAACAUGUCAAACUCGAAGAAAUCGAUACGGUAGAGCAAGUUACUGUAUAAAUGGCAAAUGUGAAGAUUUUGUUUGUGAUCCAUUUGAAGAAGCAGUGUUUACGCAAAUGCCAGAAGUAUGUCCGAUUGAUCGAGAUAAUAAUGAGAUAACUUGGACGACCGGUUUGAGGAGACGAGAAGGAACAAUUCGGUGGAAAAGUGCAAGUGGGUGUCACUAUAAUUGUAUUUCUCCGGGAUCUGGUAUUAGAUUGGUGAUGAACAAAAAGCAAGGGAAAAGCAGUAUACAAUUAUGCCAACCUGAGCAAUAUGGCUGUGGAAAAGUUAAAUCACCGUUCCAACAUGCAUCAAUAAUUUGUUCAAAGUAUAAAGAUAGAGUUCGAAGGCUCUCGGGUUUGGGAAUGCAGAUUUCUCCCUCAUUGGAAGACCCUGAUAGGCCGUGCAGGGUUGCUUGUCAGGACGAAAAUCUACCUCACCGAUUUUACCUAGUCAAUGGAGAAGACGGUUGGUUUCCAUUUGGCACUGACUGUUCCAGAGGAUCGACUGAGAAAAAAGCCUAUUGUAUCAGCGGCAAAUGCUUGGGUUUUGGUUCGGACGAUACUCCCUUGUCCGAAAGUGAGUUCACCCUUCCACUUUUGUCUCGAAAUAAGAGAUCACUAAAGAAAAAUGGCACCAAAGUUAUAGUAAAGUUAAAACAGGAGGAACUUGAUGAUAUUGUAGAUAAAUUUAAUAAGACUUUAUCAGGUUUUUCUAGCCAACCGGUUAAAAUAUUUGACGUAGACUAUAAUAACCCAGUGCAUCUUCACAAAGAAGCUAUUUUAAAGCCUGACGGUGGUUUCAGUGAUAAUGAUUAUCCUACAGGAUCAGACAUGAUAAAUUAUACAUAGGUAAAAUUCUAAAAUAUAUAUUUUUUGUAACAUAUACAUAUAAAAAAUAUUACUAAAAUUUAAUUUAUCAGAACAAUUGUUACUUAACGAUGACUUUGUAAUGAAUAUAUAAGAAAUGUUAGGAAAAAUU
Anthonomus grandis grandis is the source of this 3504-nucleotide messenger RNA. Its product is annotated as A disintegrin and metalloproteinase with thrombospondin motifs adt-1-like. Gene Ontology annotation, molecular function: metalloendopeptidase activity. Gene Ontology annotation, cellular component: extracellular matrix. Bases 336 to 3374 code for a protein of 1012 amino acids. The transcript is spliced from 19 exons. The record is from RefSeq and is a predicted model, not a curated record. Gene Ontology annotation, biological process: extracellular matrix organization; proteolysis. Lineage: Eukaryota; Metazoa; Arthropoda; Insecta; Coleoptera; Curculionidae.